UCUCUUUUCUUGUCAUCACUGCAUUGGCCAAAAGAAGUAAACGUAGACUAAUAAACCAAAACAUUUCGGGUCCUAUUUCAGACACAUACUAGUUUUAUAAUAACAAUAUGAAAAUUACUAUAGGUUAAAUAGAUUUAAAUACUUAUCCUUGGUUUAUAUCAUCUUCGUUAAUUUUAUUUGACCGUUGACGUUUUGUAAUUUUGUUACUAUUUCAUAAAUUCACAAUAAUAGGUGGCGAGGUUAAUGAGUCAGAGACUUCACCACCCAAAGAAGUGGAUUUUAAGAGUUGGACUGUGGUCACUCUCCACUUGGAUUGGAAGUCUCGUCUUGUGUGGUCGGAGAAGUUUCAUCGGCGGCUUUCCAUACUUCAGGAGAUUCUGCCGGCUGCCAAAGAAACAGAGAGAAGAGACAUUACUCAAUUGGGCUUCAAGCUAUUUCUUACUCCUAAGAAUGUUCUUUAGGUCCAUCAAACUUAUCACUGCACUUGUCUUCUUUACUCAGGUGGAUGAAAAAAGAAAGAACUUGGCCUGGAAAGCAAUAGGAUACAAUGGACCUAGCUCAGAUCAUAGUGAUCAAGAAGAAGAAUUAAAUGAGAAGAAGACUAACAAGAAGAUGCCUAAGGAGAUCUUUGGACCACUUUACAAUGGCAUCAUCGAUCUCAAAGAUCCUAGAGAAGCAGUGACAAAGAAGUUAACAGGUCAUGGGUUCACAGUUUCAACUCAAAAGAGCAAUAACAACGGAUCAUCUAUAUCUAACCCAGUGAUGACAAUCCAGUGUGAUGCCGUGGUGGUUGGGUCUGGAUCCGGCGGGGGAGUGGUGGCCGGACUUUUAGCCAAGGCGGGUUACAAAGUUUUGGUGGUGGAGAAAGGAAACUACUAUGCAAGAAGCAAUCUCUCUCAACUUGAGGGACAAGCAAUGGAUGAGAUGUACUUGUCCGGUGGGAUACUAGCAACUUCUGAUAUGAACGUAGUGAUUCUCGCCGGGUCCACUGUAGGAGGCGGUUCAACCAUUAACUGGUCGGCCUCGAUCAAGACACCGAAACAUGUGAUGAAGGAAUGGGCUGAAAAGUCGGAACUCGAGUUGUUUGAAAGCGAUUUGUACCGAGAGGCAAUGGAUGUUGUGUGUGAGAGAAUGGGUGUUCAAUGCGGAUUUGUGGAAGAAGGGUUUAAUAAUGAGGUCUUGAGGAAAGGUUGUGAAGAAUUAGGGUUACAAGUGAAGAAUAUUCCGAGGAAUGCUUCAAAGGAUCAUUACUGUGGGUUUUGUUCCUUGGGAUGCAAGAAAGGUCAAAAGCAGGGGACUUCAGAGACUUGGCUUGUAGAUUUAGUGGAAUCUGGUAACGGCUUGAUCCUUCCAGGUUGUAAAGCGAUGGAAGUCUUGUACGAGUGUGAAAGUGGGAACAAGAAGAAGACCUCCACUGGAAUUGCGUUUGCGUUUGAGGAAGAAACUUAUGUGGUGGAGUCUAGGGCUACGAUAGUGGCUUGCGGUGCGCUUAGAACGCCUCAUCUUUUAAAACAGAGCGGUUUAAAGAACGGUAACAUUGGGAGAAACCUUUGUUUACAUCCUGUAGUUAUGGCUUGGGGAUGGUUCCCUGAGGAGGAGAAGUGGCCAGAGAAGAAGAAAAAGAGCUACGAGGGAGGGAUAAUGACCGCAAUGUCCAGCGUUGUAAACGCAGAAGCAAAGACUACUUAUGGUGAAACGGUGAUCCAAACGCCUUCUCUUCAUCCAGGGAUGUUCGCAGGGGUUAUUCCUUGGACGUCAAGCAAUGAUUUCAAAACCCGAAUGCUCAAAUUCUCAAGAACCGCACACGUUUUCACGCUUUUGAGAGAUAAAGGAACCGGAACAAUCAAUUCUAAGAGUUACAUUGACUACAACUUAAACGACGAAGAUGAAGAAAGUCUUAAGAAAGGUCUUGAGAGUGUCUUGAACAUUCUGAUAGCGGCUGGAGCUGAGGAGAUAGGGACACAUAACUCAGAAGGUAAGAGUUUGAACGUCAGAACAGCGAGUGUGGUAGAGAUUGAGAGGUUUGUGAGGAAAGAGAGUUCAAAGAGCUUAAAGGAUUUGUCGGGACAGAUAUGUUCAGCUCAUCAAAUGGGAAGUUGUAGGAUGGGAACUAGACCAGAAGAAUCUGCGGUGAGGCCAACGGGGGAGACUUGGGAGGUCGAAGGCUUAUUUGUGGCGGACACAAGUGUUUUCCCGACGGCUUUAGGGGUUAAUCCGAUGGUCACCGUUAUGUCUAUUGCUUAUUGUAUUGGACUUAAUGUUGUUGAGGCUCUUAAGAAGAAGUGAAGUCUCGUUUUAACUGGACUUUAAGUUUUUCAUAUUGAAAAAAUAAUAUAUUUCUUGAUAAUUUUAUAUAAACUUAUUUUUAAAAGUUUA
Raphanus sativus (radish) is the source of this 2376-nucleotide messenger RNA. Its product is annotated as long-chain-alcohol oxidase FAO4A. The coding region runs from base 244 to 2286 and encodes 680 amino acids. The transcript has 2 exons. Lineage: Eukaryota; Viridiplantae; Streptophyta; Magnoliopsida; Brassicales; Brassicaceae. The record is from RefSeq and is a predicted model, not a curated record. Gene Ontology annotation, molecular function: long-chain-alcohol oxidase activity; flavin adenine dinucleotide binding.